ACCGGAAAGGUUCUCCCCUGCGCGAGUCAGUCAACCUGGAAAGCAGAGUCCAAAUGCCAACUGCGACGCUAUGGUGGAUGAUGAUGAUGAUUCAAAGUACAGAAACAAAGAUUAGUAGAUUAAUGACUUGAAGCCUCGGGAAUUCAAGCCUUAUUAAAUCCAUUUCCCAGUCGCUGCGGCAUUUCUUCUGCGUCACAGGUUGGACUGGUGGCUCGGAUAAGAAGACGACCAAAUGGCUGAAGAUUAGAGAGCACAGAUUCAAGUCAAUUUGAUGCAGCGUUUUGAGGUUUAGGAUCAGUGCCAUGAGAUUUUGCUUGCCUUGUGAUGAUUGGAAGAGCAGUCUCUCCUUGAGGAUUGUGGUUUCGAUGCUGCAAGCAUGUGGGUUCGUCCCUGUGAUUGGGCUGGAGCGCAGCUGAAACGAGGAGGAGAGACAGAGAUGCUUCGUUUCCAGCGAACGCGCCACCGUCUUCUCUUGUUGUCCUUCUUGGUCUUCCUCGCGGACACGGUGGUUGCCGUCGGAUUGGUUGUCUCUGCACAAGCAGCCAAGGACUGCGAACGAGCCUGCGGCUCCUACGCGGCCCCGUAUCCCUUCGGCUUCUCCGAUGGAUGCCCCAUCCACCUCGGCUGUUCCAAUCUCCCGAAACCCACGAUCCGGAUCGGAGAAUUCACGGUGCGGAACGUCACAGACGACGGCCUCUUGGUCGACGUCCCACCGGCGUGCAACCGCUCCGUCCACGCUGCCAGGAGCCUCUUCGGCAACAACUACGCGCUGAGCUGGAGGAACGUACUGUUUCUCCGCAACUGCACGCCCACGGCAGGCAAGAGCUUGACAGAGAGAUGCAGCGUCGACACCAUCCUGAUCGACGGCAGCUGCGGGCCUGUAUAUGACAACGCCACCUGCCUCUACAAUGCGACCAAGGAAGGUUUCUUCAACGCCGACAGCAUCGCCGCCUCCGGCUGCGGAUUCCUCUUCACGACCAUUGGCAUCAAGGACCCGGGCGGCGUCUCGGUGCCGUCGCUGGACCUCAGCACGGCGGAGCUGGCGUGGUGGCUCGAGGGAACGUGUCGAUGCGCGGCCGACGCGAAUUGCACGACCGUUACAUCCCCGGUGACCCAUCGGCCGGGAUUCCGGUGCGGCUGCUCGGAGGGGUUCCAAGGGGACGGGUUCAUCGACGGCACAGGUUGCCGAAGAGUGUCUGAUCCCAAUCAAAAAUGCAAUCCAACAAAGUACAUGACAGGUGGCUGCGGUGGAACCACCAGCAGAUAUGGUUUUCUCGCUGGAGGCAUCAUAGCUGGAGCCUCUGCAAUGGCUGCCUUGGCUGCCGUUUGCUGGUGGAUCAAACGUCACUCCUCCUUGACGAGGAAGCGGAAGAGCAUGAGACGCCUGCUCUCCGAGGCAUCGUGCGCCGUUCCCCUCUACUCCUACAAGGACAUGGAGAAGGCCACCGGCGGCUUCUCGGCGGACCACAUCCUGGGCACCGGUGCUUUCGGCACCGUGUACGCCGGCAUGUUCAGCCACGACAGGCUCGUGGCGGUGAAGAAGAUCAAGAACCUUAACAACGACAGCAUCGAGCAGGUGAUGAACGAGAUCAGGCUGCUCUCCUCGGUGAGCCACCCCAACCUCGUCCGCCUCCUGGGAUGUUGCGUGGAGCAAAGAGAGCAGAUCCUCGUGUACGAGUACAUGCCCCACGGCACCUUGGCACAGCACCUACAGCGGGUGCGGGGGCCGGUGCUGCCUUGGACCGUUCGCCUCACCAUCGCCGCCGAGACCGCUAAGGCCAUCGCCUACCUCCACUCGGCCGUCCAUCCUCCCAUCUACCACCGGGAUAUCAAGUCCAGCAACAUACUGCUGGAUCACAGAUUCAACCCCAAGGUUGCAGACUUCGGCCUGUCGAGGAUGGGCAUGACGGAGAUGUCGCACAUCUCGACGGCGCCGCAGGGGACCCCCGGCUACGUGGACCCGCAGUACCACCAGAACUUCCAACUCUCCGACAAGAGCGACGUCUACAGCUUCGGCGUCGUGCUGACGGAGAUCAUCACGGCGCUGAAGGCUGUGGACUUCAGCAGGGCGCAGAGCGAGGUGUUCUUGGCGGCGCUCGCGGUGGACAGGAUCGGCAAAGGCUGCAUCGACGACAUAAUCGACCCUCACCUUGCCCCGCACAGAGAUCCACGGACGCUGGCUUCCAUUCACAAGGUGGCCGAGCUGGCGUUUAGAUGCCUUGCCUUCCACAGGGACAUGCGGCCGUCCAUGACGGAGGUGGCGGACGAGCUCGAACAGAUAAGGCUCAGCGGGUGGGUACCCACCGACGACAGCAUGUUCCUGUCGAAGUCGUCCUCCUCGUGCUCGUCCCCGUCGAGCUGCAACGAGAAGCCGCGCGCGACGUCGAAGAGUAGGAGGUUGGCGUCGGUGAGCAGCAGGGGAGAGGAAGUGAAGGGAGGAUCCCCUGUUUCAGUGCAGGAGCCAUGGUUCAGCGAUCGGAGCUCUCUCUCCGAGAACAACCUGUUGGGCAACGCAAUCCAUUGAUCUGCCAUGCUCUUUCGUCCAUCUGUACUGAAAACACACACUUUGGAGUUGAACACGCACUGUCUCUAUACAGAAGUGGCAACAAUUUCCAUGUUCUCUUCGUCA
Musa acuminata AAA Group (dessert banana) is the source of this 2629-nucleotide messenger RNA. Its product is annotated as wall-associated receptor kinase-like 14. Bases 377 to 2524 code for a protein of 715 amino acids. Gene Ontology annotation, molecular function: protein kinase activity; ATP binding. The record is from RefSeq and is a predicted model, not a curated record. Gene Ontology annotation, biological process: protein phosphorylation. The transcript has 3 exons. NCBI's taxonomy places the organism in Eukaryota, Viridiplantae, Streptophyta, Magnoliopsida, Zingiberales, Musaceae.